GCUCUCGUGUGCUUCACUAUCAGAGACACGGAGCUGCGCAAGGAGCUGGCAGAGGAGUGCAAGGAAGCCAACAUAGCAGCUGUAGACCUCCUGGGGGACCUUUCGGAUGGACUAUCGCACUUUCUCGAGCUGACGCCCAUCAAGGAUUCGGAAGAUCAGGUCGAUGCUCUUCCCCAGCGCAAACCUCUGUCAUCGGGUUACUUCAAGAGGAUUGAAGCUGUGGAUUUCGCCAUCAAGAUGGAUGAGGGAUCGUUCCCUGAGAAUUAUCACAAGGCUGACCUUGUACUUGUUGGCGUCAGCCGAGUACAGAAAACUCCCUUAGCCAUGUACCUUUCACAGCAGUUCGGUCUCAAGGUGGCCAAUACCAAGAUUGUGCUGGACUGCCCAGUGGAGCCCGAGCUGCUCAAGAUCGAUCCGAGGAAGGUGUUUGCGCUGACUUGUCAAGCGGAUUAUCUGCUGAAGAUGAGGAGGAGGAGAGUCAUGAUGGUGGGUCCAGGACACUCAGACACUGAGUACGCGAGCAUGGAAUACAUCCGGACGGAGCUCGAGUACGCUGAUUCAAUCUACCGGCAGAACCCGGAGUGGAAUCGAAUUGACAUCACCGGGCUCUCGGUGGAGGAGGUGGCG
Messenger RNA from Guillardia theta CCMP2712, 627 nucleotides. RefSeq lists its product as hypothetical. Gene Ontology annotation, molecular function: transferase activity, transferring phosphorus-containing groups; ATP binding. Lineage: Eukaryota; Cryptophyceae; Pyrenomonadales; Geminigeraceae. The transcript has 2 exons. The record is from RefSeq and is a predicted model, not a curated record. The annotation marks the transcript as partial.